AUGCGUUUCUUUAAUAUAUCGGGCAUUUUAUUGGUGAGCUUAUGUGGCUUAGUCGCCGGCUAUUAUACCCAUCAUGGUGAUGCUGGUCAUGGUGGUUAUGGUGGUCAAAGCAAGGAAGUUGGCUAUGCGGUAACUACUGAUCAUGGUCAUGGUGGUGGUCACGGUAGCGGUCAUGAAGGUGGUCAUGGUCAUGAUGACGGACAUGCUAAUGGCGGACAUGACGUUGCUGAUUCUCACACUAUUAGCCACUAUGGUGGUCAUGGUGAUGGUCACUAUGGUGGUCAUUACGGUGGUCAUGGUGAUGAUGGUCACGAUUAUCAUGCUUAUCCCAAAUAUGAAUUCAGUUAUGGCGUUAAGGAUACAAAAACUGAAGACAUUAAAAGUCAUUCAGAAUCACGAGAUGGUGGUCAUGUCAAGGGCAGCUAUAGCCUUAAGGAAGCUGAUGGUACCACCCGUGUUGUAGAAUAUUCUGCCGAUAAACACAAAGGUUUCAAUGCUGUUGUUCAUACAUUGGGUCAUGCUUCUAGUGGUCAUGAUGCUGGUCACUACUAUGGUCAUGGUGAUCAUUAUGGUCAUGCCUCGAGUUAUAUUAUUGUCAAGAAACAGGAGGAAAAGAAACAUUAAUGUGAAUGUGUAAGAGAAUUUAAAUUAUUGUUAUUUGAUGGUUGUUAAUUGUU
Messenger RNA from Lucilia cuprina (Australian sheep blowfly), 677 nucleotides. Its product is annotated as adult-specific cuticular protein ACP-20-like. Gene Ontology annotation, cellular component: extracellular matrix. The record is from RefSeq and is a predicted model, not a curated record. Lineage: Eukaryota; Metazoa; Arthropoda; Insecta; Diptera; Calliphoridae. The transcript is spliced from 2 exons. The coding region runs from base 1 to 624 and encodes 207 amino acids.